GCGUACUCCCACCAGUCCAGCGUCGUCUCGCAAUCCAACUCAUUACGGAUCGGUCCCCUCUUCCACCCUCCCCUCCUACCUAUCAAGCUGCCAUCGCCGGUGCUCCAGCCAGCAUUAGCAAUUUAGCUCCAGCACGGUGGCGGAGCAGAGCAGAUUUGAAUCCCAGAGGAAGCAGAGCAAAGUGAGAACAGGGACGAGGAUGGCGGCGACCGUCGAUGACCUCUUGAGGCUGGAGAUGCCUGCGGACGAGAAGCGCAUCAUUGCAGAGUACAUCUGGGUGGGAGGGAGCGGUCUUGACCUCAGGAGCAAGCCCCGCACUCUGCCUGGGCCCGUCAAGUCGGUGUCUGAGCUUCCCAAGUGGAACUACGAUGGCUCCAGCACGGGCCAGGCUCCCGGCGAGGACAGCGAGGUGAUUCUCUAUCCGCAGGCCAUCUUCAGGGAUCCCUUCAGAGGCGGCGACAACAUCCUUGUCAUGUGCGACUGCUACACUCCUCAGGGCGAGCCCAUCCCCACCAACACUCGCUACGCUGCCAACAAGCUGUUCCAGCAGGCGCUUGAGACGGAGCCGUGGUUCGGCCUGGAGCAGGAGUACACUUUGCUGGAGAAGGAGCACAAGUGGCCGCUGGGCUGGCCCGUGAAUGGCUACCCUGGCGCGCAGGGCCCGUACUACUGCGGCGUGGGUGCUGACAAGGCGUGGGGGAGGCGCAUCGUGGACGCCCACUACAAGGCCUGCGUGUACGCCGGCGUCACGAUCAGCGGGACCAACGGCGAGGUUAUGCCCGGGCAGUGGGAGUUCCAGGUGGGGCCGGCCGUCGGCAUCGCAGCAGGUGACGAGCUGUGGGUGGCGCGGUACUUGCUGGAGCGGAUUACUGAGAUGGAGGGGGUGAUUCUGUCCCUGGACCCGAAGCCCGUGCAAGGCGACUGGAAUGGUGCCGGGUGCCACUGCAACUUCAGCACCAAGGCGAUGAGGGAGGACGGCGGAUGGGAGCUGAUCAUGGAGGGCGUGAAGAAUCUGGAGCUGAGGCACAAGGACCACAUCAAGGCGUACGGCGAAGGCAAUGAGCGGCGGCUCACGGGCCGCCACGAGACGGCCAGCAUGGACCGGUUCUCGUGGGCCGUUGCGAGCAGAGGGACGUCCGUGAGGAUCGGAAGAGACACGGAGGCGAAGAAGAAGGGGUACAUGGAGGACCGCCGCCCGGCGUCCAACAUGGACCCGUACGUCGUCACCUCCCUGGUCUUCGACACCACCACGCUCUGGAAGCCGUUAUAGAAUGAGGUAUAUACAGUUACAUAGUGUAAAACAACUUGGAAAAAAGAAGCUUGCGAAUCAGCAAUUAAAGCAUUCUCCUUGGCAAAAUCUAUUUUAAGUCAACGUUCAAAAAGUUUCUACUAUUCGAAUAUAGUGUACUGCGGUCCUUGCCCUUCGUCUUAGCAGCUUGAAGGAUCAAUUAUUUUACAAUGAUGCAUUCAUGAGAUAAUGUAGAUAUAUCUAAUCAGUACAUCCCAUUCAGAGCCUGUUCCGAUAGUUGAUUGUCUUCGAAUUGUUCUUUGGAUGAGAGAGAGAGAGAGAGAGAGAGAGAGAGAGAGAGAGAGAGAGAGAGAGAGAGAGAGAGACGUGUAGUUGAGGAAUGAAUAGUGCAAUCGUU
Chara braunii is the source of this 1646-nucleotide messenger RNA. Lineage: Eukaryota; Viridiplantae; Streptophyta; Charophyceae; Charales; Characeae. The record is from the annotation of a GenBank genome assembly.